Molecule: messenger RNA, 4952 nt
Organism: Mandrillus leucophaeus (drill)
Lineage: Eukaryota; Metazoa; Chordata; Mammalia; Primates; Cercopithecidae
Gene: DGKD
Product: diacylglycerol kinase, delta 130kDa
Exons: 29
Coding region: 78-3590 (1170 amino acids)
Biological process (GO): lipid phosphorylation; intracellular signal transduction; diacylglycerol metabolic process
Molecular function (GO): ATP-dependent diacylglycerol kinase activity; protein heterodimerization activity; protein homodimerization activity
Source: RefSeq, a predicted model, not a curated record
AGACAUGAAUAUGUUUCAGCCACAACAGGGUGCGUUUCAGCUGGAAGAGUGAAAGGGCACCUUGAAAACUCAAGUUUAUGAAUAUGUUUCUGUACUUUCAGACCAUCAUCAAAGAGGGGAUGCUGACCAAACAGAACAAUUCAUUCCAGCGAUCAAAAAGGAGAUACUUUAAGCUUCGAGGACGAACGCUUUACUAUGCCAAAACGGCAAAGUCAAUCAUAUUUGAUGAGGUGGAUCUGUCAGAUGCCAGCGUGGCUGAAUCCAGUACCAAAAACGUCAACAACAGUUUUACGGUCAUAACUCCAUGCAGGAAGCUCAUCUUGUGUGCUGAUAACAGAAAAGAAAUGGAAGAUUGGAUUGCAGCAUUAAAGACUGUGCAGAACAGGGAGCACUUUGAGCCCACCCAGUACAGCAUGGACCACUUCUCAGGGAUGCACAAUUGGUACGCCUGUUCCCACGCGAGGCCGACCUACUGCAAUGUGUGCCGUGAGGCUCUGUCUGGGGUCACGUCGCAUGGGCUGUCCUGCGAGGUGUGCAAAUUUAAGGCCCACAAGCGCUGUGCUGUGCGUGCAACCAAUAACUGCAAGUGGACCACGCUGGCCUCCAUCGGGAAGGACAUCAUUGAAGAUGCAGAUGGGAUCGCAAUGCCCCACCAGUGGUUGGAAGGAAACCUACCUGUGAGCGCCAAGUGCACUGUGUGCGACAAGACCUGUGGCAGCGUGCUGCGCCUGCAGGACUGGCGCUGCCUCUGGUGCAAGGCCAUGGUUCACACAUCGUGUAAAGAAUCCUUGCUGACCAAGUGCCCACUUGGCCUAUGCAAAGUGUCAGUCAUCCCACCCACGGCUCUCAACAGCAUCGACUCUGAUGGGUUCUGGAAGGCCAGCUGUCCUCCGUCUUGCACAAGCCCACUGUUGGUCUUCGUCAAUUCAAAAAGUGGGGACAACCAGGGUGUGAAGUUCCUCAGAAGAUUCAAACAGCUGCUAAAUCCCGCCCAGGUCUUCGACCUCAUGAACGGAGGCCCACACCUCGGCUUACGGUUAUUCCAGAAGUUUGACACGUUCCGGAUUCUGGUUUGUGGUGGGGAUGGAAGUGUUGGCUGGGUCCUCUCUGAAAUCGACAGCCUCAACCUUCAUAAACAGUGUCAGCUGGGAGUGCUGCCGCUCGGCACGGGGAACGACUUGGCCCGAGUGCUGGGCUGGGGCUCAGCCUGCGAUGAUGACACCCAGCUCCCCCAGAUCUUGGAGAAGUUGGAGAGAGCCAGCACCAAGAUGCUGGACAGGUGGAGCGUCAUGGCAUACGAGGCCAAGCUCCCCCGACAGGCCUCCUCCUCCACCGUCACCGAAGACUUCAGCGAGGAUUCCGAGGUACAGCAGAUUCUCUUCUAUGAAGACUCGGUUGCAGCCCACCUUUCUAAAAUCCUUACCUCGGACCAGCACUCGGUGGUCAUCUCCUCGGCCAAAGUGCUCUGUGAGACGGUGAAGGACUUCGUGGCCCGGGUGGGGAAGGCCUAUGAGAAGACGACCGAGAGCUCGGAGGAGUCAGAGGUCAUGGCCAAGAAGUGCUCUGUCCUGAAAGAGAAGCUGGAUUCGCUUCUCAAGACCUUGGACGAUGAGUCCCAGGCCUCGUCCUCUCUGCCCAACCCACCCCCGACCAUUGCUGAGGAGGCUGAAGAUGGAGAUGGGUCGGGCAGCGUCUGUGGCUCCACCGGGGACCGCUUGGUGGCAUCAGCCUGCCCGGCCCGGCCGCAGAUAUUCCGGCCUCGAGAACAGCUCAUGCUGAGAGCCAACAGCCUGAAGAAAGCGAUUCGUCAGAUCAUAGAACACACAGAAAAAGCUGUCGAUGAGCAGAAUGCCCAGACCCAGGAGCAGGAGGGCUUCGUCCUGGGCCUCUCUGAGUCAGAGGAGAAGAUGGACCACAGAGUGUGCCCACCACUGUCCCACAGCGAGAGCUUCGGGGUCCCCAAGGGGAGGAGCCAGCGCAAAGUGUUGAAAUCUCCAUGUGAAAAGCUGAUCAGCAAAGGAAGUCUGUCCCUGGGCAGUUCUGCUUCCCUUCCACCCCAGCCGGGAAGCCGGGACGGCCUGCCUGCACUCAACACCAAGAUCCUGUACCCAAAUGUCCGGGCUGGAAUGUCUGGUUCCUUACCCGGUGGCUCAGUCAUCAGUCGCCUGUUAAUUAAUGCUGAUCCCUUUAACUCUGAACCAGAAACCCUAGAGUAUUACACAGAGAAAUGUGUCAUGAACAACUAUUUUGGCAUCGGCCUGGAUGCAAAGAUAUCCCUGGACUUUAAUAACAAGCGCGAUGAACACCCAGAGAAGUGCAGGAGCCGAACCAAGAACAUGAUGUGGUAUGGAGUUCUUGGAACCAAAGAGUUGCUGCACAGAACCUACAAGAACCUGGAACAAAAGGUCUUGCUGGAGUGUGACGGGCGACCCAUCCCACUCCCCAGUCUUCAGGGAAUUGCUGUCCUUAACAUUCCCAGCUAUGCCGGAGGAACCAACUUCUGGGGGGGAACCAAGGAAGAUGAUACUUUCACAGCUCCAUCAUUCGAUGACAAGAUUCUGGAGGUGGUCGCCGUGUUCGGCAGCAUGCAGAUGGCCGUCUCUCGAGUCAUCAGGCUGCAGCAUCAUCGGAUCGCCCAGUGUCGCACAGUGAAGAUCUCCAUCCUUGGGGAUGAGGGCGUGCCUGUGCAGGUGGACGGAGAGGCCUGGGUCCAGCCGCCAGGGUACAUUCGGAUUGUCCACAAGAACCGGGCACAGACACUGACCAGAGACAGGGCAUUUGAGAGCACCCUGAAGUCCUGGGAAGACAAGCAGAAGUGUGAGCUGCCCCGCCCUCCAUCCUGUGCCCUGCACCCGGAGAUGCUGUCCGAGGAGGAGGCCACCCAGAUGGACCAGUUUGGGCAGGCGGCGGGGGUCCUCAUUCACAGUAUCCGAGAAAUAGCUCAGUCUCAUCGGGACAUGGAGCAGGAACUGGCCCACGCCGUCAAUGCCAGCUCCAAGUCGAUGGACCGGGUGUAUGGCAAGCCCAGAACCACAGAGGGGCUGAACUGCAGCUUUGUCCUGGAAAUGGUGAAUAACUUCAGAGCUCUGCGCAGUGAGACGGAGCUGCUGCUGUCUGGGAAGAUGGCCCUGCAGCUGGAUCCGCCGCAGAAGGAGCAGCUGGGGAGUGCUCUUACCGAGAUGGACCGACAGCUCAGGAGGCUGGCAGACACCCCCUGGCUCUGCCAGUCUGCAGAGCCCGGCGAUGAAGAGAGCGUGAUGCUGGAUCUUGCCAAGCGCAGUCGCAGUGGUAAAUUCCGCCUCGUGACCAAGUUUAAAAAGGAGAAAAACAACAAGAACAAAGAAGCCCACAGUAACCUGGCAGCCCCGGUUCACCUCUGGGGGACAGAGGAGGUUGCUGCCUGGCUGGAGCACCUCAGUCUGUGUGAGUAUAAGGACAUCUUCACGCGGCACGACAUCCGGGGCUCUGAGCUCCUGCACCUGGAGCGGAGGGACCUCAAGGACCUGGGCGUGACCAAGGUGGGCCACAUGAAGAGGAUCCUGUGUGGCAUCAAGGAACUGAGCCGCAGCGCUCCCGCCGCCGAGGCCUAGCCUCUGCCCUCUCAGCCUGCGGCCUCCACAUCCCCGCCGCUGAGGCCUAGCCUCUGCCCUCUCAGCCUGUGGUCUCUGCGCCUCCUGCCACUGAGGCCCUGGGCGGACGCUGCAGCCCGCCCCCUUCUCAUGGUGCUACUUCCUCUGUCAGCUACAGAAAGCCUCCGUGACACCGUCCACCAGAGCUCUGGGGUCUCGAACAUAACAACACAGCUACCUUUGAAACAACACCUUCUCCAGCUCAGAGUCACCUGGAGCACAUGUGUUGCGGCCACUCAGUUCUUCCCCGCCUGUGUUGUGGGCCAGGGAAUCUGGCAGCGUUUGGCCUCCUGGGCACCCCUUGCCUGGCCACGUGCUUGGAUUGUCCAGGGGCUCCUCUCCCUGUGUCCUUCUGUGGCCACACUGUGUGGCUCCGCCUCCUGGCCCCCGUCCGGUUCUCGGAAACGUGGCUGCGGCCCAGCAGCCUGCAGGAGCGCGUUUGUUGAUGCAGCUUUUGUUGUUGAACAAAAAUGAUGCUCUUUCCUGGUUUGAAAGUAGCAUGGAUGUUUCCAGUCCUGUUGAUUGUAAUUUGACGUGAAAAGAAAAAUUUCUCCUGCGUGAGCCAAGGCAGCGAGUGCUGUUUCCUAGGCGGGGAGCCCCUCACUGGGUGUCGCAGGGCCUGCGUUCCUCCCUCCUCCCUCUCCCCUCUCCUCCUCCCCCACUGUGGCCUGGGGACGCCUGCCCUUCUGUCUCCAGAUGCUGUAGGCCUCAAGUUCAGCUUGGGGCUGUGAGUGAGACAGCUUGCCAGCUGCAUCCCCACAGACAGAGGAUGUGUGUCUACAUGAGUUCAGUGUUUCUGUGUGGGAAACGCUUCCUGGCUCUGGGAAACUCUUUCUGUCCAUUCUGUGGUUCCCAGGGAGCAUGGCCCUGGUGGGCAGGUGUGGUUUGACCUCUUCACGCCAUCCGGUGGCCUGGAGGCCAGAGGCUCUCUUAGUAUCGCUGCCCCUGCGGUGGCUUCUUGUCUCCUGCUACCUGAUGUCGCUGGAGGUGCUGGCGGGGACUCUGAUUUGAUGGUCCGCACUGCUCCUGCCCUGCCUCUGUCCUGGCUCUGAACUAGCAGAUGAUGGUGCCAGAGGGCAGGGAGCUCAGCUGGGGAGAGGGCUGUGCUCCGCAGGGGCAGUCUCCAGGUGGAGGACGCGCCUGGUCCUCCAGGGCACUGACUUUGCUCUUUUUUCCCCUUGAUAGUUAUGGCUCGCAGGGGCUCGUAAAUAUCUUGGGAAGAGGUUUCUGUAACCCCUGCCCUGGUGUGAGGAGGAAAUGGCUCUGGCCUGGCUGCCUGCCUGUAGCUCCACGCCCCAAAGAGAAGGACAGUGUUGGGAGUGU